This is a messenger RNA of Anneissia japonica, 2806 nucleotides long. Its product is annotated as caspase-6-like. Gene Ontology annotation, biological process: proteolysis. Gene Ontology annotation, molecular function: cysteine-type endopeptidase activity. NCBI's taxonomy places the organism in Eukaryota, Metazoa, Echinodermata, Crinoidea, Comatulida, Comatulidae. The transcript has 8 exons. The record is from RefSeq and is a predicted model, not a curated record. Bases 157 to 1353 code for a protein of 398 amino acids.
UACAGGGUUGUAGUCGUUAUUUUGUUGGCAAGCUACACAAUUCCCAGGCUACACGUAAAUAAUUAGGCAACAGUUUCCCAUUACUGUAUAAGCAAAUAAAAACGUGUUAACUAUAAAGGAAAACCAUAAAGCUGAACAAACCAUAUAGACAGAGACAUGGCAAAAGCAGCCAAGAAAAUACAUGAUGAUUUGAUGGACAUUAUUAGUCGUGACUUGACUGAAAAAGAAGUCAAGUUAUACAAGAAACGCCUUAGAACUGAUGAUUAUGGAGGAUUUAGGGCACGGGAAGUUGAAAAUAUGGACACCAUGGAAGAUGUUUUAUCUGCUCAAGAGAAGCGAAGAAUUUUUACUAUUGGCGAUUAUAGUAUGCUUAAAGAGCAGUUACAAAAAAUUAACCAUACAACACUGGUGGAGGUAGUCACACAAUAUGAAGAAAAACUGAGAGAUGAAGGUGUUACAAUUAUACAAAAACAAGAAUCUAUGGAUGCAGAACCGUAUGUAACAUCUCCUGGUUUAACCAAUACACCUGGGAUUUCUGUUCGCAAAGACCAAGGCGAUUGUUAUCCUGCUGGUAAGGGAUAUGUCGUGUAUAUCUCAAUCUUUGUUAAAGAAAAAGACCAUACAAAACGUCCUCGAGAUGGUGUACUAGUAGACAAACGAAACAUUCAUCGUUUCUUUAAAGAUAGAGAGUUUACGAUUAAAUUCUUUGAAGACACACGGACACCAGAAGAAUUGUGGGAAAUCAUUGAUGAUGUAAAAAUGGAUGCCGAGAACAGCAGCAGUUUCUUCUUUAUCAUCUCAAGCCAUGGCAAAGGGAUCACAUUGAAAAACGAGUCUGGUGGGGCUGAAUUACACAAGGAUACCCAAAAGCCAGUUGUCAUUUCUGAAGAAAUUCGGUUGGUAGAGACCAACGCAUAUGUUCGAGUUGAUGAAAUAGUAUCAAAGUUUGAACAUUUUAUGAUUGGUAAGCCGAAGGUAUUGAUUUUCCAAGCCUGUAGAAGCAUACCAGAACUACAACCAGUCAGAGACAGGUCAGAUGAUGACAGUUUUCCAGUAGACGUUGAUGAUGCGGUGAGAUAUUAUUCUGCGAUAAUACCGGGGAAUGCCGACAUGGUGGUUGUACAUGAUACCAGUAGAGGAGACAAAGCUUACCGUAAUAAAGAGGUUGGUGCUUGGCUGUUCAAUGAGCUAUUUGUCAAUCUGGGUGAAAGAUUCAAAACAGAGCACCUAUUGGAUGUCCUUACACGAUUAAACAAUCGGAUUUCAAAACGCAAAAAUCAUGAUGGCAAGGCUGGACUUCAGAUGUCUUGUUUCAUUUCAACUUUAACUAAGUUCUUUUACUUAACUAAGUAAUGAUUAACUUUUGCCCUAAAGUUAAUUUAUUUUGUAUUUAUUGCCUGAAGGACUUGUGUAUUACUAGUGACAUAAUUGUUAAUUGACUUUUCUCAAUUUGUUAAUGCUAAGGAUUGUAAAACAUCCAUUGUUUUUGUGUUUCAGUGAUGGAUAACCUUGUUUUACAUAAAUUUGUUCUUGUAUGUAUUGCGCUGCUGUUGCUGCUGCCACUGCUUUAGACUUGCCACAAGUCUCUAAUUUAUUGAAUGUCUGUAAUGUUAGAUAAUUUCAAAGAGUGCCACCAGCAUCUGUUUUUGAUAUGUUGUUGAAUUUGGAUUGGGAAUUUCAAAUCCCAGAAAAAGUAUAGUAUGGAACACCAUGCAAAUAAGUAAUAUGGAAAUGCCCUUGGUGCCAAAAUAGAUUUAUUUUUAAUUGUUUUCACUGAUUAGGACAAAAUUAGGGACUGGAACCCAGCCUAUCACCGCUUUAGCUGACGCUUAUUGCAUCUCUGCUGCUGUGAUCUCCGAGUGAUUCUCAGGAUGUUGUUUGUGUAACUAAAUUAAGGGUAGAAUGGCUCAUUUGUGUAAGUAAUUCCUAGAGAAUAACAGUGUAUUCUUUCUUUUCUGCACUGUUCUACAAUGAAUUUUAAAUCUUUUUGAUUUUUAAAAGUGUUCACAGUGUAUAUAUAUUCAGUAGUUGUAGUUGCUAAAAAGCAGGGGGAGCGGAUCCAGAAUUUUUCAAACGGGAAAUAAAUUUUCAAAAUAGAUAAGUGCGUAGCGCUUAUUUCAAUACAUAACAUUAAUAUUCAUUGAAAUUUAAAUAUUUUGUGCCCCGUGCUCCCAACUGGAUCCGUGCAUGCAAUAUUAGUAAUGUGUUUUUAAAUUUAUGUAUACAUGUUUAUAGAACAGUGUUGGUUGUUUUUUAUUACAUCCAUUGCAUAUUUCAAAGACCUUGAAACAAAGUAUAAUUAUGACAUAUGUUUUUAGUACAAAUUUAGUAUUAAUCUAGUAGUUGAUUGUUUUGUACUGUGUUUCAGUUAUUACUGAACUAUACUAAUGGUUUUAAAUCAUGAAUUACUAGAAAUAAAAUGUUUUAUAGCCAAAUGAAAUCAGAAGAUGUUAAAAAACAUUAAUUUGCAUAUGUUGCUUGUAAAAUUGUGACUUGAUGCUUAUAAAGCAUGUCAAUGCUGCUUGUUAAAUUUGGAAGCAAUUGAAACUUUUUUAUAUGUAAAUGUAUAGUAUUGCCCUGUGUAAAACACAAUUAUUGGUGUAGAUUUAUAGAUAAUUUCAUACUAAAUUUUGUAUGGUAACCUUAGUAAUAAGUAUUAGAAUUAGGUUGGAUUACCAAACAUUAGAACGCACAUUCUUGGUUUUACAUUCCAUGUAUUCUGUAUUGCAGCUGAUGUUCUUUUGAUUAUAACAACUUGUAAUGUUCACAAGAACAAUAAACUCAUCGAACUGUCAUAUUUACUCAA